UCGUUCGUCUAUAUAUAGAUUAUAUACACCCAAUCACGAGACAGAAGAAAUUUCCGGAAGGAAGCGGAGGAUUGGGGAAAGUCAAGCCCUAGCGGAAGCCAAAAGCAAGCCAACUACUUUUCUCCGAUCUCCGCCUUCUUCGCUUUAUUCUCCGAAUCAGAUUUGUGGUGUAGUUUGGAAUAAGGCUUUAAGUUUUGGACUUCCGAGUAGAUCGUGGUUUUGGGUUGUGCUCUUCUGCACAUAAGAUGUACUUCUGGUCAUCAUCAUACCAACAUGCAGGUAUUGAGCUGGUUUUUAUUUCUGAAUGGAUGCCAAGAGGUUCAUCCAAUUGGUCGAAGAGAAAAAGAAGAGAGCUUUGGAGAAGAAAGAAGCCCCUUUGAAAUGGGAGAAGAAGCUAGAAGCUGCUGUCAAGGCAAAGGCUGAUGCAGAUGCCAAAGAGAGGAAGCUGAAGGCUGCAAAGCAUAAAAGAAGAUCUAUGUCUGAUUCUGAUGGUGACAGUGAUAGUGGCAGCAGUGAUGGGGGAAGAAAGUCAAAUAAAAGAACCCACAAGAGGCACAGGAAGCAUGCCCACUCUGACUCAGGUGGUGACAAUGAAAAGAGGAAGGAUAAGAAAUCCAAGCGAAAGCCAAAGAGACAAUUCUCUAGCUCAAAUGAUGAUAGCUUUGAUGAAUGUGGGAGUGGCUCUGAUGAAGAUAGGAAGAGAAAGAAACGAAACCACAAACGGCACAGGCAUCAUGAUUUGAGAUCAGAUUCUAGUGCUGAUGGUUCAAGUGAUGAUGAAUGGGAGGCAAUCAAGAGGAGAGGGCAUUCGAAGCGCCACAAGCACCACAGGCGAUUGGAAUCUAAUGUUUCAGAUUCUUCUAGUGAGAAGGAUGAUGACAUAAGUCGUAGGAGAAGUCAUGCAAAGCACCACAAACGUCAUCGCCAGCCUGAGUGUAGUGCUUCAGAUUCUUCAGGUGAUGAGGUAAACGGUGCCUUUGGGAGAAGAAACCAUGCAAAGCACCAUAAACGUCAUAGACGAUCACAUAGUGUGGACUCAAAGUCAUCUGAUUCAAGUGGCCCCAGAUGCCACCGAAGGAGUGAAUCUAUCGGAAAGUUGUCAGAUGACAACCAUGAACACGCGGGUAGAAGAGCAAGGCACAAGGUUUGUGACCACCAAGGCCACCACCACAAACAUCGGAUCUGCCAUAACUCAGAUGAGGGUAAAAAUCAUUCACCCAAAUCAGAGCCUAAUGGAAAGAAUGAGGAUUUGGGCAAGAUUGAGAUUGAUAAUGCUGCUCAUGAUGGUGACAAAUAGGGAGAUUUCUGAUAUCGGGGUUGAUCAAUUUACCACGCUGUUAUCAUUGCUUUGCUUUGUGUUUGAUUUGGCAGAUUUUGUGGUAUUUUAAAGCAGACAGCAACUGCCUGUUAUUUGUGGUGAAAUUUCUCUCGUUUGAACUUGAUUAGUAAUUCAAGAUGCCUAACCUAUUUUUAACAAA
Alnus glutinosa is the source of this 1478-nucleotide messenger RNA. Its product is annotated as CAX-interacting protein 4. The coding region runs from base 305 to 1297 and encodes 330 amino acids. The transcript is spliced from 3 exons. Lineage: Eukaryota; Viridiplantae; Streptophyta; Magnoliopsida; Fagales; Betulaceae. The record is from RefSeq and is a predicted model, not a curated record.